Phytophthora nicotianae INRA-310 is the source of this 477-nucleotide messenger RNA. RefSeq lists its product as hypothetical. Bases 1 to 477 code for a protein of 158 amino acids. NCBI's taxonomy places the organism in Eukaryota, Oomycota, Peronosporomycetes, Peronosporales, Peronosporaceae. The record is from RefSeq and is a predicted model, not a curated record. The transcript has a single exon.
AUGGAUCCUGCCGGUGACAUGAUCCGCAUGUUAGCAGUGCCGGUUAUGACGGAGGCCUUCCUGUCUCCUCUGCGGUACGUGCACUGUGGUCAGAUGCGGAAACUCACGUGGAAGAUGGAGAAGGCUCACGCUGAAGCGCGACUACACGGUGCUCCGAACCCGGGUACGUCCUGUGUGACGUGCUCCAAGACCGCGACUGGGUGGAAACUCGGCAAGAGCGCCAGUACCUGCAAGAGCUGCUUCCGUGUCGUAUGCAGUAGCUGCAAGAUCAAGAAGAAAAUUAGUAUCGUGACGGCAGAUUUGGCGCUGUCGGAGAAGAAAAUCACUUUCUGUUCGGCAUGUCUGGCGGACGCGUCGACGUCGAGCGCCGUGGACAUUGCUGCCGCUCAGAUCCACGAGAACACACGCAGAAACGGCAUUGUUCGGUCUGUUACUAGCCACUCAUCGUCCAGCUCCGACCUGUUGGCGUCGCGUUAG